This is a messenger RNA of Phascolarctos cinereus (koala), 4886 nucleotides long. The record is from RefSeq and is a predicted model, not a curated record. NCBI's taxonomy places the organism in Eukaryota, Metazoa, Chordata, Mammalia, Diprotodontia, Phascolarctidae.
GAGACAAAGGCAGCAGGAAGCCUCUCCGGCGGCCCGGAGCCUAGGGCGCCCGGCCUCCCUGCCAGCCCGCCCGCCCCCACCCGACCUCUUCCCGGCCUGGCGGCGGCGGCGGCCGCCGGAGGCAGAGGCGGCAGCGGCAGGAGGAAGAGGAGGAGGAGGAAGAGCAGGAUGCAGCAGGGGGCGUGGGAGCGGCGGCGGCGGAGCGGCGGCAGCAGCCUCGCUCCCCGAGCCCAGCGGGGCUAGAGCUACAGCGGCGGGGCCCUGCGGAGCCGGGCGGGGCCGCGUGAGUGCGAGCGAGCGAGAGAACGAGCGAGCCCGCAGCCCGGCAUGUGAGCGCGAAGCCGCGGGAGGACGGGGGCAGGCAGGCGGGCAGGGCAGGGCAGGGCCGGCGAGGCAGGAAGGACGGACCCGGAGGAGGAGCGACUUUGGCGGCUUUGGCGGCGGCGCGGAGCCGGAAGGCCGGGAGAGCUGGGGGGGAUCUCGGGCCCGCGGCGGCGGCGGCGGCGGCGCCGGCGGCGGUGAGCGGGGCUCGGCCCCUCCUCGGGCCGGGGGCGGCUGGGGCCCGGGCCCGCGCCUCCUCCCCCCCGGCGCCCGUAGAGGGGGGAGGAGGAAGAUGGAGACCCACAUCUCGUGCCUGUUCCCGGAGCUGCUGGCCAUGAUCUUCAGCUACCUGGACGUCCGGGACAAGGGGCGCGCGGCGCAGGUGUGCACGGCCUGGCGGGACGCCGCCUACCACAAGUCGGUGUGGCGGGGGGUGGAGGCCAAGCUGCACCUGCGCCGCGCCAACCCGUCCCUGUUCCCCAGCCUGCAGGCCCGCGGCAUCCGGCGGGUGCAGAUCCUCAGCCUGCGCCGCAGCCUCAGCUACGUGAUCCAGGGCAUGGCCAACAUCGAGAGCCUGAACCUGAGCGGCUGCUACAACCUCACGGACAACGGGCUGGGCCACGCGUUCGUGCAGGAGAUCGGCUCCCUGCGGGCCCUCAACCUGAGCCUGUGCAAGCAGAUCACCGACAGCAGCCUGGGCCGCAUCGCCCAGUACCUCAAGGGCCUCGAGGUACUGGAGCUGGGCGGCUGCAGUAACAUCACCAACACGGGCCUGCUGCUCAUCGCUUGGGGGCUGCAGCGCCUCAAGAGCCUCAACCUGCGCAGCUGCCGCCACCUCUCGGACGUGGGCAUCGGGCACCUGGCGGGCAUGACCCGCAGCGCGGCCGAGGGCUGCCUGGGCUUGGAGCAGCUCACUCUGCAGGACUGCCAGAAACUUACCGACCUGUCCCUCAAGCACAUCUCCAGAGGCCUGACCGGCCUGAGGCUGCUGAACCUCAGCUUCUGCGGGGGCAUCUCCGACGCCGGCCUCCUGCACCUGUCCCACAUGGGGAGCCUGCGGAGCCUCAACCUGCGUUCCUGUGAUAACAUCAGCGACACUGGCAUCAUGCACCUGGCCAUGGGCAGCCUGCGCCUCUCUGGGCUGGACGUGUCUUUCUGUGACAAAGUGGGUGACCAGAGCUUAGCCUAUAUUGCCCAGGGACUGGAUGGCCUCAAGUCCCUUUCCCUCUGCUCCUGCCACAUCAGUGAUGAUGGCAUCAAUCGUAUGGUCCGGCAGAUGCACGGGCUACGCACCCUCAACAUUGGGCAGUGUGUUCGAAUCACUGACAAGGGCCUGGAGCUGAUUGCUGAACAUCUCAGCCAGCUCACUGGUAUUGACCUCUAUGGCUGCACUCGAAUUACCAAACGGGGACUAGAGCGAAUUACUCAGCUGCCCUGCCUCAAGGUGCUCAACCUGGGACUCUGGCAGAUGACUGAGAGUGAGAAGGUCAGAGAGACUACUCCUAUACCUUAGCAGGGUGUGGAGGUGAUCCUGUCUUCUCAAAGUCUGUGCCUGCCAUUGUCCAAGUACCAGUAUAGCUAAGUUGAGAAGGUCAUCACAACGUUGGACUCAGCAACUUCUGAAGACCAAUCUGUGUCACCAGGAGGAGCCACACUAAUGAAGUCACAGUUCCUUCUGGUCUUGAAGAAGGAGUAUGUCUUACAUUCUCAUUUUCAAAUACUGAUCUUAAUAAUUUGGUUCCGAAAAGCUAACUCUUCCAGGUAAUGGACAAGAAAAGUAUAAUUAAAGACCUCGUGCAUGUGGCAUUAUUAUGUAUUGUUUUCAGCCACACUGAAAGAGUUCAUAAUAUCGAAUUUUGCAUUGAAAGAGUCCUUAGGAACCAUUUAAUCCAAACCCUUCAUUUUACAGAAACAGGCCCAGAGAAAUGAAGACACAAGGAGUAAGCUAGCACAGUGAACUGAUUCCAAAUUCAGGCCUCUCUCCAUUACACCACAUUUAUAUAGUGUUUGUUAAAGCAUUUUCACAUCAAUUAUUUCAGAUGGAUUCUUCCAUCUAGAAGAUGCAGCCUAGCAUAACGGAUACAGAGCACUAGCCUUAGAGCUAGGAAGUCCCGAGUUCAGGUCUUACCUUGGACAUAUUCUGGUUGUGUGAAAGUGCUCUAGGGAAGUCUCCCACACUAUAAGUUUCAGAGAAAGUGCUGAACUGCAUUGGUAAAGGGGUCUUCUCACCUGGGAGUUCCCUGGACCAAUGUAAUCACAAGUCUAGUCUCCCUAUCAUCUCCCCCUCACCUCCACCCCGUUUCUUCCAAAAGAAAUCAUAUACACUUUCUUCCCCUAAUAAAUAAGCUGAAAGGUCUUUUUCUUUCUAUAAUUUGGCUUAAAGGACAAAUCCUGCAAACACAUUUUUAUUUGUGGAGGAAAGCAGUGGUUCUAAACCACAAAGGGCAGAAGAAAAUUAUUUCAGCUGUAAAGAAACUGGAAUAACAAGACCAAGUGGAAUGAAUCUGUAUCCCUGAAUAUGAUUUACCUGCAGAUUCCUCUAAGCUUCUCAAAGAGUUGUGUCUUGGGUUUUGUUUCACAAAUAGGAUGUGUGGUAGCAAAUAUUUCUGGCACUUUUAUAGACAAGACAAGUGAUGCAUGAAAGGGUUAAGGAAUUUUGCCUGGGCUGAUUAGUCCUAUCAGAACUUCUGUUCCAGACCUUGCUCUAAUAACCACAUCAGAAGAAUAGCAUCCAAGGUGCAGGCAGUUCUUUGAUCCAGCUCUCCUUUACUGCUUGGCUGCCACCUUUUACCCAUCUCCUCAAAAUGGUACUUACUAAUGGCUGACAUUUACAUAGUGCUCAAAAGCCUACCCCGAAUUCAUUUGAUCCUCUCAACAAUCCUGCGAAGUAGCUGCCUCUGGUAUUAUCCCCAUUUCACAGAUGAAAGAACAACUACAUCAUAUUACCUUUUCUUUGUGACAGAAAAAGCCAUUGCUGAAAACUUUACUAUUUAGUAUUCUUCAAGCAGCAGACUAUCUUAGAUAUGUAUGGUCCUCCUCCAUUGCAUACAGACGACUUCGGGAGAUUCUAAGAACCCAGAGAGAGUAGGCAAAUGGAAGAUGGGACUGUUGGUACCCUCUAGUGUCAAAUCUGUCACCAGCUGUCUUAAGAGAAUUUAGGCCAAUACUAACUCCUCCCUCCCCUCCCUUCCCUUCCCCACCCCCACCCCCAUCUCCAUUUGGAGAGGAAUCUUCUGGAACUCUGUACUUAAGAUAACCACAAAACUAGCAUCCUGUGCAUGCUUAAUUUCCUCUGAGAGACCAGGAAGCAUCCCGGAAUAUUUGUGAUUCUUCCAUGAAACAGAAUCAAGUUGAAGAAGUACCAGCUAUGUAGUCUCUUCCAACAAACAUGUAAAAUACUUGGACUUUUAAAAGAUACUCUCCUGUUGCCAAUCCUUCUUUUCAAAGAAAAUUUGUAAGAAUUGAACAGGAACUGCAUAGCACUUUCUGCAUACCAUCCUUCUACUUUCAUGCUCCCAUAGAAGCUCUGGGUCUACUCUAGCACAAAUGGUAAUUGUGUAAUUGCUACCUAGAUGAAAAAGACAUGAUGCCAGAUUUGUUCUCUGAGUUGAUAGUGCUUGGAGGAAAAAAAAUUUUUUCAUGAUUUUUAGUACAGUAAUACUUCCCCAAGAUAGCUUCCUAAAUUACCUAACAGCAUGCAAAGCAAUUAUUUCCUAUAUACAAGAGAUGCAAGAAGACAUAAUUAAGAUGAAAUUCCAAUACUGGUAUCUCCAUUCCUCCCCUUCUUCCUUAGGAAAUAAAAUUCCACAUCUCUAUUUCCUACCAUACUUCUCUCUUUAGGAAAUCUUGCUCCAAAACAGGUAUUAAACUGCAGAGUAGAUAACUUCCUCUCUCUUUCUCCCAGACCUAACAAGAGUGUCAGGGUAAGAUUUUUUCUGAGUGAGGGAGAAAAAAAAAACCCAAAAUUAGUUCUCAUAUUAAAAAAAAUUUACUAAACCAAGAAAUUUACUGAUGAGUGAGAUAAAGGAGAACCUACAACAGUGCUAAAUUCUCUCAAAUAAAUUUUCAAGAAUCUUAGAUGAAAAGUGCCUUUCCAAAUCCAUUACCAGCAUUUCAACCAUUAAUUUCCCAAAGGUUGCAAACUUGUUUGUUAGCAAUUAAUAACUUUAAUAUAGCCUAGACAAUCCAAUUAACUUGCUUUAAGCAAACUUAGUAUGAAAAUCUAGAGGUACACAGAUAAAUCGGGGUACAGAUACUUGCUUUAAAAGGAUUCAUUAUUCUUUGUCUUAAACAGCUAAACCUGUCUAGAAAAUUUGAGCUAUGAUGAUAUACACAAAACCUUUUAGGAACACACUUACUACUACAACUACCAUGAUGAUUAUCCAUUAAAACACGCCUUGCUUUAGAUAACAUUUUUAUCCAACAGAAGAAUAGUCAUUAUGUGUGACUUUAUCAGGCUCUCUUGCUGCUACAUUUAGAGCAGGAGUUAUCAAUUUGUGUCAUAGACCCCUCUGGCAAUCUGGUUUGGCAGCUUAUGGACCCCUUCUCAGAAUAGUGUUUUUAAA